This is a messenger RNA of Nerophis lumbriciformis (worm pipefish), 2508 nucleotides long. The record is from RefSeq and is a predicted model, not a curated record. NCBI's taxonomy places the organism in Eukaryota, Metazoa, Chordata, Actinopteri, Syngnathiformes, Syngnathidae.
AUGGAGUCUUCUACCCGGAUUACUGAAGUUCGUCUAGAAGUGUCUCACUGUUUCCAGAGUUUGACUUCAUCAGCGCAUAAGCAAGAUGCCAUCCUUGCUCUUCAAACCCUCCGCUCUUACUUGGACGAAACCCCUGAAAAUGCCAGCGUUUCAGGUCAGAGGACAGAGUUCCUAAAAUCUCACUUCACUCGCACCCUUCAGUUCCUUGUGAGGAACAUUGGAGCCGACUGGCUACACGGCUUGACCGUGGCACAACGCUCGGAAUUAUGGGAUGGUCUUUUCUUGCAUGGACCUCCGGAACAGACUCUCCUAGUGCUGAUGGAGGCAAUCGGAGAGCUAAAGCCAAGUUCAAAUCUGGACCACUUGGUCAGCAUCACUGAAAGGUUCAUCAAGAGCGGUCGCCUGGCUGAAAUGCUGUGGUCCUACUGUUUAGCCACGGGGCCCGCUGAUUCCCCCCAGAUCCGAGAGACCCUCUUAGCACGUAUCGUGGCACUGCCUGACCUCGCUGCUAAUAAACUUCAACACAACAACAACCCCACCUUCCUUCCACAGCAUUACUAUCCUCUGCUGGCUAAAGAGAUGCUCACUGCCUUGGAGCGAACGUGCAUGGCACUCAAAGAUGGCACAAAUUGUUCCUUGGUUUUUGUUGCUCAAGUGUUUGGAAAACUCUGUGCCCAAGGACAUAGUGCUUCGUUGAUGGCAGUGAUGAUUCCCAAAAUGUCCAGCUCCACUCGCACUGACAUGGUGUGGCAGAGGGUUUGCCAGAAGCUGCUGGAAAAUGUUCCACAGCGCUGGAUGGAGAGCGUGCUCACUGGUCUGGUGCAGGCUGUUCAUGGGCCUGAUGCUCUGGGUAGAAUCAUGGGGAAUCUUGUGGUAACAAACAAGACAGCCCAGUUCGUCAUAACACAUAAACUGCUGUUACUCCAACACAAAUAUGAGACUCGCACAUUGAGAGUCAUUCUGGGCUAUCUAGCUGCAGAGAAGGAUAGAAGACCGCUGCUUAUACAGGUAUUACGGUCCGUGUCCCAAGCGUGGGCCAACCCAAGCGCGGUAAAACACACUCCCCUGGAGCAGCAAAUGUACGUCAGCAAGGCAUUGCUGCUGUGCGUCUGUCUGCUGGAGGACGCCGAGUUGCAGGAAUUGCGUUCAGAGCUGCUGCAGUGCAUGCUGGGAGGCAUGCAAAGCCACUUGGACAGCAACGUCGUACGCAUCAGGCAUAUGGGUAUGGUUGUGGGGGAGGGUCUGAGCUCCCGCAUGAAUAUCAACGGGACCAAGCUCAAAUUUGAGUACGAAGAAGAUGAGGAAACUCGAGAGCUGGUUUCUCUUUUGAUUCCCCUUAACAUGGACGAAUCAGAACCUGAAUCGGAAGAAGGCGUCAGCCUUCAAGAAAUCAAAGAAAAUCAACCAGAUUGUAAUCAUACAUUAGCAAAUGAAGAACAAGAGAAAACAUCCACAAAAAAAGAGCUAGACUCUGACCUGGAUAGUGAUGACGAGUUCACGCCGUACGACAUGUCCGGAGAUAAGGAACUAAAUAAAUCAUCACCACCACGCUACCUACGAGACUGUCUAGAAAAUUUAAUUUCCUCUGAGGAACCAGAGCGUGUGGAGCUCAGCUUGAUGGUUGCAGAGAGUCUAGUGAGAAAGAACGCAUUUGCAACCAAAGAGAUCAGCGUCCAGCUAAGCAAAGUUCUCCUUCACAUGGAGGAUAAAUACAACAUAAAUGGCUUCCUGGCUCUCAGGCAGGCUACUAUGGUGGCGCUUGUGGUCACAGACUGCAUCCCGGUGACUCAGUACCUGACUACAGAGUUCUACUCCUUAAACUACAGUCUUCGACAGCGCCUAGAUAUCUUAGAGGUGCUUGCUGUGGCAGCUCAAGAACUCUCCAAGCCAGCAUUAGAAAACACAGAUCCAAGUGUUGCCAUGGAUUUAACACCCUAUUCAGCUAAUAACACUGCACACUGGCAGCAGGUCGUUGAGAAGCGCAUUCAGAGUAAGACCAGACGCAUCAGUAAGGGUGGUACGAAAGCUCCAGCAAAGGCUGCAGCCAACCGUUACGCACCAUUUGCUGGAUAUUUCUUCUUUCCUCUACUUAGGAAUUAUGACAAGCCUCAGGUUACCUUUGACUUGUUGGGUGGUGACCACCUGGUGUUGGGAAGGUUGAUCCACACUCUAGGAGUCCUCAUGCAUCUGGCAGUGAAUGCACCGGUAGCUGCACAAAUGGGUCGUGCUCUGCUUGACUUUGUAUGGGCAGUGCAUUACCAUACUGACCAGAUGGUAAGACGAAGCGUCCUCUUUGCCGUCUGUUCCGUGUUCAUGAGCAUGCCAAGUCAAAAUCUCCUGGUGGACCUUGCAGACCAGCUUUUUGAAACCAGAUCUUGGCUAGCAGAUGUGGCUGAAGGUGACCUGGAUGCAGAUUGCAGGAAUUUGGCCAUGCAGAGUCUGGUGCUGCUGGAUAAGAGCCUGAAGAAACAGCUCCAAAAUCCACAAGCCUUGAGUAUUGAAUCAUGA